UUAUCGACUCCAACUACCUGUCAUUCAUUUGGACCUGUCACGGUUGCUCAAAAUUAACACGCAGUCAAUGGAACUCUUUUGAAUUGGUCCAUUGUUCGUGAAUCAUGGCGCCUCCUCCGUCCUCUUACCGUCCGCGGAAGAAGAGAAAGCUUCCCUCAUCUUUCGCCGGCUCUAACAAUUCUCUCAUUGUUGAUGCUGGAGGGAAAGCCUCCCCAGCUUUCCCGUUGGUGUCGUUCCUCUGGUCUGCCCGCGCUGGUGUCUCACAAUGGCUCGUGCUACCCUUGAUAUUGAUGGCAGUGGGAUUGUUUCGCUGGGCUGUCAGUUUGUGGGGAUAUUCUGGCUUCGGAGUACCCCCUAUGCAUGGUGACUUUGAAGCACAGAGGCAUUGGAUGGAAAUCACGACUCAUCUCCCCAUUUCCAAAUGGUACCUGUACGAUCUGCAAUACUGGGGGUUGGACUACCCGCCGUUGACUGCAUACCACAGCUGGUUGCUUGGAAAACUUGGUUCUCUCUUUGAUCCCACAUGGUUUGCCCUGGACCAGUCCCGUGGCAUCGAAGAUCCCUUGUUGAAGGUGUUCAUGCGCGGAACAGUGAUUGCUUCGGAAUACCUUGUCUACAUCCCGGCCGUCGUUACCUUCCUGCGCCGCUUCACUCGUAUGCAGAGCGUUCCGGUUUGGUCUGCUUCAAUUGCCCUCACUGCGAUCCUCCUACAGCCCGCGACCAUCCUCAUCGACCACGGACACUUCCAAUAUAACACGGUGAUGCUGGGCUUGGUUGUUGCGAGCUUGGAUGCCAUCUUGGCUGGACGCAUGCUAUGGGCCUGCAUCUUCUUCGUAGGUGCUCUUGGUUUCAAGCAGAUGGCCUUGUACUAUGCUCCGGUCAUGUUCGCCUUCCUCCUUGGUGUCUGCAUCUUCCCCAAGAUUCGCCCCCUCCGUCUCAUCUGCAUUUCUCUUGUCACCCUUGUCGCAUUCGCUGUCCUGCUUGCACCAAUGCUCAUUGGGGCGAUUGGAAUCGAGGCGCAAGCAACCCUGGCAUAUGCCCCUCCGCCUCCUCUUCUGCAGAUUCUUCCGGUUGAGCUGGACAAGAGUUCCGUGCUUUACGCAGUCAUCUUCCAGCUGACUCAGAUUAUCCACCGCGUCUUCCCCUUUGCUCGUGGUCUGUUCGAGGACAAGGUUGCUAAUGCGUGGUGUGCCAUCCAUACUUUCUACAAGCUUCACCGCUUCGAGGCCACUCUGCUCCAACGCAUGUCCCUUGGAGCGACGCUGGCAUCCAUUGCUGUCCCCUGCGCCAUCAUCUUCCGUCACCCGCGUGCAUCGCUACUUCUCCCAGCCCUGUCAAGUGUAGCCUGGGGCUUCUUCUUGUUCUCAUUCCAGGUGCAUGAGAAGAGUGUUCUCCUCCCCUUGCUCCCCAUGACUCUUCUCCUAGCUGGAGAUGGCGGACUAAGUAGAGAGACUCGGGCCUGGGUGGGCUGGGCCAACAUGCUUGGCUCGUGGACCAUGUAUCCUCUUCUGCAGCGUGACGAACUUCGGAUUCCUUACUUCGUUAUGACUUUGCUUUGGGCCUACCUGUUGGGACUCCCUCCAACUUCGUUUGGAACAUUCCGCCGCCGUGCCUCUUUGGAAGACACCACCCCGGGCGCCGAGCUUCAUAUGCUGACCAAACUUCUGCAUGCCUGCUUUUACCUGGCUAUGAUUGCGUGGCACGUUCUUGAAGCCUUCGUGGCACCCCCUCCUGGCAAGCCGGAUCUCUGGGUGGUGCUAAAUGCUCUCAUCGGUGCUGGAGGAUUUGGAAUUGCAUAUCUGUGGUGUUUCUGGAAGCUGAUCCAGCAGUGCCGCAGGAUCGACCAGAAGGCAGCCGAGGAAACGGAGAAGAAGAACCAGUGAGGUUGCUGGCGGUGAUUUCCUUUCAGUCUACUUGAUUCUCUCGUGAUACCCAUUUUGAUGUUCGGGACUGCCUUGGGCAGAUCUUAUCGGCGAUAGACUGCGCGUUGUGCUUCUUGCGCCUGGCAGAGAUAAAAGCGGUUGCUUAAGCCUUCUCUUCUUACAAUAUUC
Molecule: messenger RNA, 2051 nt
Organism: Aspergillus eucalypticola CBS 122712
Lineage: Eukaryota; Fungi; Ascomycota; Eurotiomycetes; Eurotiales; Aspergillaceae
Product: dolichyl-P-Glc:Man(9)GlcNAc(2)-PP-dolichol alpha-1,3-glucosyltransferase ALG6
Exons: 3
Coding region: 105-1883 (592 amino acids)
Biological process (GO): protein N-linked glycosylation
Cellular component (GO): endoplasmic reticulum membrane
Molecular function (GO): dolichyl pyrophosphate Man9GlcNAc2 alpha-1,3-glucosyltransferase activity
Source: RefSeq, a predicted model, not a curated record